This is a messenger RNA of Impatiens glandulifera, 947 nucleotides long. RefSeq names its product RING-H2 finger protein ATL2-like. The transcript has a single exon. The record is from RefSeq and is a predicted model, not a curated record. Bases 6 to 821 code for a protein of 271 amino acids. NCBI's taxonomy places the organism in Eukaryota, Viridiplantae, Streptophyta, Magnoliopsida, Ericales, Balsaminaceae.
CAAAGAUGGAAUUUGAUUUCGAUACACCCAUCCACCGCGACCCACAAAACUACCGGAUCAAACAAUCAUCCGACGACAAUUUGACCGUUAAACUCCUCUUCUCAGCCGUGGUCGUCCUAUUCGCAGUCAUCAUUCUCAUACUCGCCCUUUACAUCUACGCCCGUUGCUCCAUCCUCCGAUCAAGGCGCCGCCACCUCCGCAGCCGCCACCGCCAGAUAGUAAUCUACAUGGACUCCACUCCCACAACCGCAGUCCACGGCCUAGACACCGCCGUCCUCAAUUCCCUCCCUGUAUUCGAAUACUCGCCCGAAACACACCAUCAGUUGCCUGAAUGUGCCGUUUGCUUAUCUGAAUUCGAGGAAAACGAUAAAGGACGACUCCUUCCGAAAUGCAACCAUAGCUUUCAUAUUGAUUGUAUUGACAUGUGGUUCCAUUCGCAUUCGACUUGUCCGUUAUGCCGGUCUCUUGUUGAACCGGUAAUGGAUAAUGAGGAUGUGGUUGUUUCGGUUGCGGAACCUCCACCGGAAGUCACUGAACCGGGUCCAAGCGAGAGAAGGAAAGAACUAGCGGUUGAGGUUCCUCCUAGGAGCUGGUCAGGGUUGAAUUUGACGGAGAUGGGUCAGAAUUCUCCGGCCACUCAUGGGUUUAAAUCACCACUCAGUCGAUUUAUGUCUUUGACGAGAAACAGAAGAAGCACCGCCGGAACUACGCCGUCCGGCGGUGUAGGAUCGCCGUCGAGUUCAUGUAGUCAUGAGUUGGAUAUAGAGAAAGGAGUAAACGAGUCAACUCAGUAUCAAAGUCGUUCCCAAACACCCAGAUGACGGCGCCGACGAUCGAGAAUAAAACAAACAUUACUCUGACUUGUCGUUCAAAAGAAAUUAACAUGUGUCGUAUUACACAUUUUUUUUCUAUAUUAUUAUUAUUUUAUUUGAGCCGAGAAUAUUAUU